Molecule: messenger RNA, 1494 nt
Organism: Durusdinium trenchii
Lineage: Eukaryota; Dinophyceae; Suessiales; Symbiodiniaceae
Source: the annotation of a GenBank genome assembly
AUGGUGUCUCAAGAGCUCUUGGACAAGAUCGAUCUGCCACAGUGGAGAACGCUGGUCUUCGUGCAGGCCUUCUUGCACAGUAUCGUCCAGGAGAGGCGCAAGUUCGGUCCCAUUGGAUGGUGUAUCCCCUAUGAGUACAACAACUCUGACCUGGAUGCAUGCUUACUCUUCUUGGAGAAGCAUGUCUCUGCUACCAUUGUGGCUGGACAGCCGAUCUCCUGGGUCACGGUGCAAUACAUGGUGGCGGAGGCGCAGUACGGCGGCCGCAUCACGGAUGACUUGGACCGUGAGCUCUUCAACACCUACGCGGCCAAGUGGUUCUGCGAUGACAUUUGGAAGCCAUCCUUCACUUUCAACAACUACCAGUCAGACUACAACUACAAGAUUCCCGAAGGCUUGGACAUUCAGCAGUACAAGGAAGCGAUUGACACCAUUCCAUCAGUGGACUCUCCAUUGAUCUUUGGCCUGCACAACAACGCGGAUCUGACCUACCGCAUGAAGGAGGCAUCAGAGAUGAUCAUGACGAUCAUCGAGACUCAGCCAAAAGACUCUGGAGGCUCAGGUGGCAAAUCCACCGACGAGAUCGUCAAGGACUUGUGCAUGGACUACCUCUCAAAGAUGCCUCCGGACUUCGUCGAGGAGAUCUUCCGUGCACAGAUCCAAAAGCUCAAUGGGCCCAAGGACAAAGGAGUCGUCAUCGACAAGGGCUUUGGCGCGCCGCUGAACAUCUUCCUGUUCCAGGAGUUGCAGCGUUUGCAGAACAUCAUUGGCAUUGUGCGGACGAACCUCAAGAACGUGGCCGCAGCCAUUGAUGGCACCGUGGUGAUGACGACCGAGCUGAUGGAAGACUUGGGCUUCCUCUUCGAUGCCCGAGUACCUCGAGGUUGGACCAACGAUCCCAGCGGCGCCGAGAUCUCUUGGCUGAUGCCGAAUCUGGGAGGAUGGUUCACCGGCUUGACCGAGCGUCAGCAGAUGUUGAACACCUGGCUGGAGCAGGGGCGAGAGAAGAUGAAGGCCUAUUGGAUUACUGGCUUCACCAAUGCCCAGGGCUUCCUCACAGGGAUGCGUCAGGAGGUGACGCGACAGCAUAAGAAGGAUCAAUGGUCCUUGGAUGAAGUGAUCUCCCACACCGAUGUGCUGGCAAAAGACUUGGAGCGUCUGGGAGACAACACCGGGCCACCGGAAGAGGGACAGAACAUUUGGGGCCUGUACAUUGAAGGUGGUCGAUGGAACAGACAGGAUAGCCGCAUUGAAGAGUCGGAACCGAAGAAGCUCUUCACCACCAUGCCGGUGAUCUAUGUCACAGCGAUCAACAUGAAGGAUCUGAAGGGCAUGGGCCUCAACUAUGGGCCGCACGGGCCAUACAACACGGCGGUGUACAAGUACCCCAAGCGCAACGACCGGUACCUCAUCUUCCGCAUGUUGCUCCGCACCGAGUUGCACCCCUUCCAUUGGAAGCUUCGUGGUGUGUGCCUUGUGGCACAGACAGAGUAG